AUGCAAAAGUGCGGCUCAAGGAUCCUCCAGCAAGUGCGCAACAAGUCCAAGCGGUAUGUGCCCGGCCUGGCCGAGAUUCUUCUCACCCGGCGCGACUCGGCCGGAGUGCUGCCGAUUUACCGGCUGGUAGAGUACGCCCGCAGCCUGCGGUUGCCUGAUGAGAUCUUCGAAUUGCCGUUGAUCCAAGAGAUGGAGAUACUGGGCAUGGACAUGAUAGCCAUCUCAAACGAUAUGCUUAGUUAUCUCAAGGAAGAAGUAGGUGAUCGUAAUGGUUGGUCCGAUAGCACUUACUCUGGCAUCGACUCCAUGCGCCCGGAAAGCUCUGAGCUGACACAACCUCUUCGUUUCUGA
Messenger RNA from Microdochium trichocladiopsis, 351 nucleotides. RefSeq lists its product as uncharacterized. The transcript is spliced from 2 exons. The record is from RefSeq and is a predicted model, not a curated record. The coding region runs from base 1 to 351 and encodes 116 amino acids. NCBI's taxonomy places the organism in Eukaryota, Fungi, Ascomycota, Sordariomycetes, Xylariales, Microdochiaceae.